Molecule: messenger RNA, 909 nt
Organism: Pichia kudriavzevii
Lineage: Eukaryota; Fungi; Ascomycota; Pichiomycetes; Pichiales; Pichiaceae
Exons: 1
Coding region: 1-909 (302 amino acids)
Biological process (GO): pantothenate biosynthetic process
Cellular component (GO): mitochondrion
Molecular function (GO): 3-methyl-2-oxobutanoate hydroxymethyltransferase activity; magnesium ion binding
Source: RefSeq, a predicted model, not a curated record
AUGGUCAAGAAAUACAUGUUUUCAGCAUUAAGAAGAUACUCAACACACUCGGUGGUAAGACAAUCCACACUGUCGGACAUGUACAAAUUGUAUGCCAAGAACCAACCAAUCUCGGUGAUCACGGCACAUGACUUUAUAACGGGCCGCAUAGCAGACGCUGCAGCAUCAGUCGACGCAGUGCUGGUGGGGGAUUCGUUGGCUAUGGUUGCAAAGGGACACCCGUCCACUUUGGAACUGGAUCUCGAUGAUUUCUACCAUUCUACGAAAUCGGUGGUACGUGGCAUCGAUUCCAAAUUUAUAAUUGCCGACAUUCCAUUUGGCUCCUUUGAAUCUUCCACGGAGAAAUGUGUCGAAACGGCAAUCAAACUCAUGAAAAUCGGGAAAAUCGGCUCAAUUAAAAUCGAAGGCUCUUACGAACUAACCGACAGAAUCAAAACUUUGACCAGUUUCGGCAUACCUGUAACGGGCCAUUUAGGCCUGACACCACAACGGUUCAACGCCUUGGGCGGAUUCAAGGCACAGGGUAAGUCUGCUGAAAACGCAUUGGAUAUAUACAGACAAGCCUUACAUCUACAAGAAAUUGGCUGCAAAAUGCUGGUUUUGGAAUGUAUACCUGAAAAGUUGGCGCAGUUCAUCACCGAACACUUAAGGAUACCUACCAUUGGUAUAGGUGCAGGCAACAAGACGUCGGGUCAAGUUCUGGUGAUGGCUGACGCCUUGGGUAUGUUGGAUGCCAAGAAUGCCAAGUUUGUUAAACAGUAUAUGAACUUCCAUCAAUUGGCAGUGGAUUCUCUAAAUACCUUUGGAAACGAGGUCAAAUCACAAACUUUCCCAGAGACAGUCAAACACACUUAUCCAAUGAAAGAGGAAGAGUUUACCGAAUUUCUAGAAUUGACUAAAUCUCUAUAG